Molecule: messenger RNA, 1991 nt
Organism: Anopheles stephensi (Asian malaria mosquito)
Lineage: Eukaryota; Metazoa; Arthropoda; Insecta; Diptera; Culicidae
Gene: Fer1
Product: pancreas transcription factor 1 subunit alpha
Exons: 3
Coding region: 965-1831 (288 amino acids)
Biological process (GO): developmental process; regulation of transcription by RNA polymerase II
Molecular function (GO): protein dimerization activity; RNA polymerase II transcription regulatory region sequence-specific DNA binding; DNA-binding transcription factor activity, RNA polymerase II-specific
Source: RefSeq, a predicted model, not a curated record
AUAAAAGAGGAAGACUAGAGAAAACCAAAACACAGCAUGAGAAGCAAAAAAAACCCCGUUUAACUGCAAUGCAAUUUCGACACUCGCUUGCCAGGACCUUCAGUGCGCAUGAGAAGCGCUGCAAUCAACCAAUCGGAUGCUAACGGGCGUGGUUUAUCGAAACAUCCCCCCCCCCCCCUUAGAUUUUCACUCUAGAUUGCGGUUGACGAGAUAGGGGGAAAAGCGGACAUCGAUGCAAAUACCCCUAUUUGUUUCCGCUUCCAUCUUCCCCUCAUCACCCUCUUUCGGGCCCACGAUUCACCCAGCAGUCAGGAUAGGUGAAACCUAGUGUCGCGCUAGCUGCGUUAGUCCUUUGCCGACUCUCCUGGGGUUAUCAUCGGAACAAAGGCUGCAAGGGAACUUUUUAAGGACUCUGGCAUCCGGUACCGUGUGUGCGUGUGUUUAUACUCGGUGUAGGUGAGGUUCUUAUCAUCAACACCCACCCCCUCUGCUCCUCAUCCAGCCGAGGGGCCGACACGUGAUCGGCCGUGUGCAGCGUGUUUGUGCGAGUUAAGUGAAAGUUAGAACGAUCGGAAGUGAUUUGUAUGCAAACAGGCGUUCCGCAAACACCCAUUGUUGCACCAAUUAGGCUGACUAUUAGCAACAGGGCCGCGUCGCCAUGUAUUUACCAACGGCCACGUGGCCACGGUGGGAACUGUGGUUGUUCGGUGUGUGACGGGCUGUGUUGUGACGACUGUUUGAUCGGAUAAUCUUAAAAGGCGUGUAAAUGGCGUGCAGCAAGUGUCCCGCUUUGGGGAGAAAGGUUUAAAAUGAGUAUUUAAAAGAGUGUGUGAAGAGCACAUCGAAACAGGAUGUAAAGCAAUGUGUAGUUUUUAAGCUCGAAAGCAUUUCACCAAAGAAAAAAAAAAACGGCUCUAGUCAAGUCAAUCUAGUCACGGUUAAGUAGUCCACCCUGCCGGCCAACAUGUUUUCGAUGGAUUCGUUCGACUUUGAGGCGGUUAUGAGCCGCCAUUUGUUCGAAGGGCCGACGGUGCAUCAAAGUCAGCAACCGUUGCACCAUCUGCAGCAUCACUCCUGCCAGCAGCAGCAUCAACAGCAGCACCAGCACCAGCAACAUCAUCAGCAUCUGGACGAUGAGCAUCAUCUGACGCAUCAUCGGCAUCAGCAUGAUUUUCAUCCGGACGCACACUCGCUCGAUCAUCAGCAGCAGCAUCAGCUGCAUCAGGCGAACAAUGUCGAUUCGACCACGUCGAACAGUUCGGACUUUUUCCUUGCCGACGAUGAAAACACCACCGACAGUGAUUCGUACUGCGGGUUUAACAGCGAUCAGGAGAACAAUGAUUCCAUGAAAGAGAUCUACAGCAACGGUACGUCCAAGUACCGACGGCCCAAGUGCGCCUCCCAGCAAGCUCAACAGCGGCAGGCCGCAAAUCUGCGCGAACGGCGCCGCAUGCAAAGCAUCAACGAAGCCUUCGAAGGGCUGCGGACACACAUUCCCACCCUGCCGUACGAGAAGCGCCUCAGCAAGGUGGACACACUGAGGCUGGCCAUCAGCUACAUCUCGUUCCUGGGCGAAAUGUUGCGAAAGGACAAAAAUGGCAACGAAACCGGCACGAACGGUAUCAAGCGGGCGCCGGUGAAGGAACCACCGAAGAAGUUCAUCGUGCGUGGUGGCAGUGGCCAGACACAUUCGCUUUCCUGGCACCGGAAGGGCGACCGGAACGCGAACGGGCGCUACUUUGCCCGUAUUUGGCGACCGGAGGAUCCACGGAGCAAUCAUCGCAAUAUCGCUGCCGGCCCCUCAACGUACGCAACGAACGGAAUCUGUUAGACCGGAGGAGGCAAGGAGUCCCCCGGUUACCGUGGAGUUACCGAUGUGCAACAAAACAAUCUAGUCUUUUGCCUCCUACCGGUGUUACGAUGUUACCGGAAGGAGGGCGUUGUAAAUAAAACUUUUACUCUUAUUACUUAAUUAACCUUUCGUAGUGUAA